AGCUAACUAACCCAACUUAAAAAUUAAAUAUGUGAAUAUAAAUCAGUUUUUGAGUUUUGUAGUGUCAUUAAAUUUUUUAAUAAUAUACAAAAAUGAGUAACAGUGUCUUAAAGGAAGUAUAUGAAGUUGAGUCUAAACAUGGUGCAUUUUAUACAGGAGGAAAUGUUCAAUGGAGUACAGAUGGAGAACAUAUAUUCUGUCAAAAAUAUGGUGCCGUUUCUAUAUUGUCAGUAAAGAAAGGCAUAGUAAUAUCUUAUUUGGGAGAGAACAAUGAUAAUGAAGAAGAGGAUACAAUUAAGGCAUUCACUGCAUUUGAUAAUGAUUUAAAUAUAGUCACAUAUCAUAAAAGCAGUCUUUUCAAAUUAUGGAACUGGAAAGAUAACAAAUUACUUAAAUUAUGGAAAUCUCUUCACAAAAGUCCUGUAGUUAGUAUUGCACAUUCCAGUGAAAGAAAUUUAAUGGUUUCUGGAGGUAGUGAUGGUACAGUCAGAUUUUGGAAUUUACAACAUCAUACUUGUAUACAUAAUUUGAAAGGGGUUCAAGGAGUUGUAAGUGUUUUGCACUUUCAUCCAAAUAUUGAAAAGGAACUUAUCUUUGCUGCUGGGGAUGAUAUUAAAAUUCAUGGAUGGAAUAUCAAAUCUGGUAAAGAAGAGAUUACUCUUUCUGGUCAUUUUAGUAAAGUUACUUCUUUGUCUUUUUCCAAAAAUGGAGAUUAUUUAGUUAGCUCGGGAAGGGAUAGAGUACUUAUUUUAUGGCAUAUUUCAUCUGGAUGCUCAAUACGUGUUUUGCCAGUUUAUGAAGAAAUAGAAGAUAUAUUUAUUGUACCUGAAAAUGUAUCAUCGUCUAUACCUUUCUAUAACAAAUAUAAAGAUGGUAUUCAUAUUGCUGCUGCAGGAGAAAAAGGUGUUGUAAAAAUUUGGGAAAUGAGAAGUGGUAUAGAAGUAUAUGAACAAAAAAAUUCUAUAGUAUCCUCUGUAAAAGAAGCAGGAAGCCUUUCAAUUACACAUUUACUUUAUAAUAAUAGCAGUAACAACUUUGCAAUAGUUACAGUUGAUCACAAUAUAAUUAUUCAUUCGUUAGAAACGUUCGAGUAUGUAAAACAGUUAGUAGGUUACAGUGAUGAUAUUUUAGAUAUUGUAUAUCUUGGAGAAAAUGAAAGUCACGUAGCCAUUGCUACUAAUAGUUGCGAUAUAAAGAUAUACAAUAUUUUAACUAUGAAUUGUGAACUUGUGUGUGGACAUACAGAUAUUGUUUUAUCACUUGCUACAACACCUGCUAAUUCCAACUUACUUAUAUCGUCAGCAAAAGAUAAUAGCAUUCGUGUUUGGUUUAUGGAUAAACAAACAGCUAAAGUAUGUUGCAUUGCAUCUGCUGUCAGACAUACUGCUCCUGUUGGUUCUGUUGCAAUUUCACAAGCAUCUUCUAAAUUCUUUGCUUCUGUCAGUCAAGAUUUGUGUCUUAAGUUAUGGAAUUUACCAAACAAGAUUGAGUCUGAAGGUUCCUUAAAUGUAAUUCAUACAACACUGGCUCAUGAGAAAGAUAUUAAUAGUGUAACUAUUUCGCCAAAUGAUAAGUUAAUCGCUACUGGUUCGCAAGACAAAACAGCUAAGUUGUGGUCCGCUGAUGACUUACAAUUACUUGGAGUAUUUCGUGGCCACCGUAGGGGAGUAUGGUGUGUUCGAUUUUCGCCUAUAGACCAAGUACUUUUGACGACAUCAGCAGAUUGUACCAUAAAACUUUGGUCACUGUCAGAACUCCACUGUUUAAAAACAUUCGAAGGUCAUGAAUCAUCAGUGUUAAGAGCAGAAUUUUUAACGCGUGGUAUGCAAAUAAUUACAACAAGCGCAGAUGGUCUUUUAAAACUAUGGAGUAUUAAAACAUCAGAAUGUAUGUGUACCUUAGAACAACAUGAAAGUCGCGUGUGGUCACUUGCAGUUAGCAAAAAUGAGAAAACUAUUAUUAGCGGAGGUAGCGAUUCAUUACUAAUUAUAUGGAAAGAUGUAACUGAGGAAAGAAAAAUAAAAGCAGCGAUGCAAUUAGAACAGCUUAUAUUAGAAGAGCAACAAUUAGCAAAUUUAUUUAAAGCAAAUCAAUUGACAACCGCGCUAAACUUAGCUUUAAAGUUAGGACGCCCUUUCAAAGUUCUUAAAAUUAUAGAAAGUAUUUUAAAAAAAGAUAAAUACGAACUGGAACAAACAAUUCAUAAAUUAAAACCAAUUUAUAAAGAAGAAUUACUUAAAUGUGCUAUUACAUGGAAUGGCAAUAGUAAAAAUUGUCAAAUUGCUCAGGUAGUCAUAAAUGCGUUAAUACUGGAGAUGGAACAUUUGGAAAUCCAAACAAAAUUAACUUCUACAUUAGAAUCUGUGAUACCAUAUACUGAACGCCACUACAUAAGAAUGACAAAAUUGUUACAAAAUCUGCAUUUACUUACUUAUACUCUUCACUGUAUGAAACCACAAACUACGUUUAUAGAAACGAGCAAAACAUAA
Molecule: messenger RNA, 2489 nt
Organism: Habropoda laboriosa
Lineage: Eukaryota; Metazoa; Arthropoda; Insecta; Hymenoptera; Apidae
Product: transducin beta-like protein 3
Exons: 15
Coding region: 93-2489 (798 amino acids)
Biological process (GO): endonucleolytic cleavage to generate mature 5'-end of SSU-rRNA from (SSU-rRNA, 5.8S rRNA, LSU-rRNA); endonucleolytic cleavage in 5'-ETS of tricistronic rRNA transcript (SSU-rRNA, 5.8S rRNA, LSU-rRNA)
Cellular component (GO): nucleolus; small-subunit processome; 90S preribosome
Molecular function (GO): U3 snoRNA binding; protein binding
Source: RefSeq, a predicted model, not a curated record